AUGUGUGAUCCAUUUGCUGUGGACUUCGACGCUGCUCUGGCAUUAGAACGUUCACCCGAUGGUUCAAGCAACGACGAUUUUCAUGGAAGUCUAGACGAUUUCGAAAAAGCCCUGGUCGCUGAAGAGCCAUUAGUUGCUCAGAUGAUCUGUGAACUAGACAAGCCAUCGGGGGCGAAGAGCAAGAAGCAGCAGAAGAGGGAUAGAGUUGUUCGUCUGGAGGAGAUGACAAUUGGUGGCCGGAAACUAUUCGAACCACGAGCGCAGCCGACGGCAAGGCGAGGCAAUCUUGUAACUAUAUACGAUCAGUGGUCUACAGGUCCAAUGUCGUUGCUUUAUCAAGCUCUGAAACACUGCCACAGAAUUGAGGUUCACAUACGUGCCUUAAGUCGAAUCGAUCGAAUUGCAAGAGGGUACUUGGUCGCUUUUGAUCGCCAUAUGAAUGUUGUGCUGAGGGAUGUGGACGAAAUUGCGCUACCAGGG
Molecule: messenger RNA, 480 nt
Organism: Ostertagia ostertagi
Lineage: Eukaryota; Metazoa; Nematoda; Chromadorea; Rhabditida; Trichostrongylidae
Source: the annotation of a GenBank genome assembly